Messenger RNA from Taeniopygia guttata (zebra finch), 2089 nucleotides. RefSeq names its product BCS1 homolog, ubiquinol-cytochrome c reductase complex chaperone (gene BCS1L). Gene Ontology annotation, molecular function: ATP hydrolysis activity; ATP binding. Lineage: Eukaryota; Metazoa; Chordata; Aves; Passeriformes; Estrildidae. The record is from RefSeq and is a predicted model, not a curated record.
AGGUGAGCGGCGGCGCCGGCCGGAGCGGGGCCGGGAGCGGCGCGGGAUCCUCCGGAGUGCCCGGGGCUGGGCCUCUGCUGCGGGGAAGGCCGGUGUGGAUACGGGUCUUUUGCGGGGGAGGGUGGGGCCCCUGCAGGGGGAGGCUGCGGGACCCUGCCCGCGGGGUGCCCUGGUAAGGAGGAAGGUCACGCCUUAUUCUAGUGGAGGUGGGGUUGUGUACCCGAGAGAGCGGAGCGUGGCUGUGCGUCUGGCGGGGAAGGCUCCCCCUCGAUCCCAGUACACGACAGACCUGCGGAGGGAGGUGGAGAAGCUUCAGGCCCCCGGAGCAUGCGGCUAAUAAUCUACACAUGGAGGUUUGUUGCCAGAGUGCAGAAACAAUGCUGUGGAAAGGAGCUGCCUAACCUCCCACAAUGCCCUUUUCUGACUUUGUCUUAGCACUGAAGGACAACCCAUAUUUCGGGGCUGGGUUUGGCCUCGUCGGGGUGGGCACAGUCCUGGCAGCAGCCCGUAAGGGGGCCCAGUUUGGGCUGGUGGCUUUCAGGCGCCACUAUAUGAUCACCUUGGAGGUGCCCAGCAAGGAUAAGAGCUACCAGUGGCUGCUGAACUGGGUCUCCCACCAUGCCAAGCAUACGCAGCACCUCAGUGUUGAGACAUCAUACCUGCAGCAUGAGAGCGGGCGUGUCAGCACCAAGUUCGACUUUAUUCCCAGCCUCGGGAAUCAUUUCAUCUGGUACCGCAGGAAGUGGAUUCGCAUCGAGCGCAGCCGGGAGACGCAGAUGCUUGACCUGAACACAGGGACCCCCUGGGAGUCUGUCACCUUCACUGCACUGGGCACUGACCGCGAGAUCUUCUUCAAUAUCCUUCAGGAAGCCCGGGAGCUGGCGCUGCAGCAGCAGGAGGGGAGGACGAUCAUGUACACGGCCGUGGGAGCAGAGUGGCGUCAGUUCGGCUUCCCCCGCCGCCGGCGGCCCCUCAGCUCUGUGGUGCUGGAGGAAGGUGUGUCAGAGAGGCUGGUUCAGGACGUGAAGGAGUUCAUCAGCAACCCCAAGUGGUACAGUGAAAGAGGGAUCCCCUACCGAAGAGGUUACCUGCUUUAUGGUCCUCCAGGAUGUGGGAAAAGCAGCUUCAUCACAGCCCUGGCUGGGGAACUGGAGUACAGUAUCUGCCUGCUGAGCCUCAGUGACCACAGCCUCUCUGAUGACCGGCUCAAUCACCUCCUGAGUGUAGCACCGCAGCAGAGCAUCAUCCUGCUGGAGGAUGUGGAUGCUGCCUUCGUCAGCCGGGACCUUGCUGCUGAGAACCCGGCUGUGUACCAAGGCAUGGGGCGCCUGACCUUCAGUGGUCUCCUCAAUGCUCUGGACGGUGUGGCCUCCACAGAAGCCAGGAUUGUCUUCAUGACCACCAACUACGUGGACAGGCUGGACCCAGCUCUGGUGCGCCCUGGCCGUGUGGAUCUGAAGCAGUACGUGGGCCAUUGCUCCCGCUGGCAGCUCGCCCGCAUGUUCCAGCGCUUCUACCCCGAGCAGCCCCCGGCUGCAGCCCAGAACUUCGCAGAGCAGGCGCUGGCAGUCUCCAAAGAGAUCAGCGCUGCCCAGGUGCAAGGCCACUUCAUGCUUUACAAGACGGACCCUGAAGGAGCCACUUCAAACAUAAGCUCCAGCCUCCUGUGACAGGGGCCAGCUUUCCCUUGUGACACUGAGAGGACUGGGACAAAGAUUUGACCAUCUUGGGGAUGCCAUGAAGCUGCCCACCUGCACAGGCCAGGUCUCUGUUCACAUAUGCCUUGGUUUUGGAGACUCAGAGCUGCCAGCCUCACAGCAAGGGAGGGAAUCUGGCUCUUGCUGCUCCCCAGACUUGGGUGCUACUGCACCAGCCCUGCUCACCAGUGUGUGCCUCAUAUUGGGAUUGCUGUAAACUACCAAGGCUCCUGGUGUGAAUCCCCUUCCUUAUGGGUCAGCCUCGAGGUGCCCCAAAAGGGCAUUUCCUGUGGGCAGGACAUUGGGGUUCUACACUGCUAAAAGCAUCUGGUCUUUUUAAAGGACAGUGGUCUCACUGAUUUAUGAAUAUCCUCUGUGAAGUACACAACACA